This is a messenger RNA of Iphiclides podalirius (scarce swallowtail), 234 nucleotides long. Lineage: Eukaryota; Metazoa; Arthropoda; Insecta; Lepidoptera; Papilionidae. The record is from the annotation of a GenBank genome assembly.
AUGUUAGGCGAAUGCCAACAACAAGAAGCUCGUUUUAUGGACUGCUUGGAAGCGUAUGGCCUGGACAGAGGACGAAAAAAAUGCACAGAUCUGUUUGAGGAUUAUCAUGAGUGUCAAACUAAGACCAAGCAAUUCAAGAGAUUUAUGGCUAUGCGCAAGGAGAGAGACAGACAGAUUGCUGAGGGAAAACUGAAGGGAGAUGAAAAAUAUGUUAGCCCAAAAGUGGACAGUUAU